Messenger RNA from Aplysia californica (California sea hare), 3461 nucleotides. RefSeq lists its product as uncharacterized. The record is from RefSeq and is a predicted model, not a curated record. Gene Ontology annotation, cellular component: ubiquitin ligase complex; Golgi apparatus; cytosol. Gene Ontology annotation, molecular function: ubiquitin protein ligase activity; ubiquitin conjugating enzyme binding; zinc ion binding. Lineage: Eukaryota; Metazoa; Mollusca; Gastropoda; Aplysiida; Aplysiidae. The coding region runs from base 141 to 3323 and encodes 1060 amino acids. Gene Ontology annotation, biological process: negative regulation of protein phosphorylation; regulation of apoptotic process; regulation of cellular response to oxidative stress. The transcript has 2 exons.
AACAGAAAACUACGUGGGAAGAUAACUUGACUAUAAAAGCAGUUAGGUCCACCACAGUUAAAAAACUAAACUAACAGGUUCCCAUCUGAGGAGGAGCAGACAGAAAAACCGUUGUAGAAAAAUUCUUUCAGGUGAAGACAAUGGUUUACAAAGUCUGCAAGGGUGGAGUGAGGUCUGGGAACACCCUCCGAGGGCUCCACACCCUCAACUCUUACAGAUACGGACGCCAUGCCUGCCUCAUCGGCAGUUCCAGCAUGACAAGCCGUGACGUCGCCAAAAUGGUGACAUCAAGCACAGACGAUGCCAUGGUUACGGAAACCGUCCAGAAUACUGACGUAAUUUUGUCCCUCAACAAGAAGCAGAGAUGGAAACUCCCAGCUACAAUGCAUCACAUGAUUCGUACUGGCUGCUUUGACCGAGGUGCUAUGGUAUCUGUCCUGGAAAGACACAAGCUCAAGAGACGAGCCAACUGUGUCAGUUUUAUCAGCAACAAGGGAAAGGUCACCUCGGUGCAGCCCACCCAGAAGCGAUAUUUCUCCUUCAAAUUGGAUAACAUUGACGAGGAACAAUCCAACAGGCAAAAGAAGAGGCAGUUGCGUAAAGCGAAGAUCCCGACGACAGAGCCAAGGGAAAUUAAAGACAAGCGUUCUUUUUGGAAAACAGUCCAAGUCUUUACAAAGGCAGGAGAAACCCCUAAAAAUGAAGAUGUAAACAAUAUAUUGUCUAGCACUAAACCAGAAUACAGAAUGGAAAUCUUUUAUCCGUGUCCAAAGACCUGCUCUUUGGCCUUCAACCCCAAGUACACUGACGUCAUGAUAGAUGUCAACGAGGAGGGCAAGCAAGAGAUUAAAGCAGUGAAAAGUCCGGGCAGCAAAAAGCCCAGACGGCGUCAUAGAAAAAGACUGACCACGUCUACUUGGGUCAAGCUGGGAAUGGAAGAAGUUGAAGAAGACCUUAAUCAGAUGUGGGACGAGGUAUAUCAAGAAGACUGUUCUCCCAUCGUUGGCUCUGGAGUCACAGCGGAUGAGAAGGCAGAAACUAAGACUGACAUAUCUGAAGCACAGAAUUUCGAUGUUCGUUCCAAACACAAUGGCAACAAUAUUGAAAAUCUUUGGUCUUCGCUGAUUGCCCAGGCUGAGAAAGCAAGAGAGCUAUGUACACAGAGAGCUGACAGCCCUCAGAAAAGGCCGGUCAGAAGACCACCAGCAACGUCUUUUGACAAGGAAGAAUUGAAACCGCACUUAAAGGCAUUGCCAGACGGUAAUGAAUUCAGGCCACCGCCAAUGUGGCCAAUACUCAGGAGACGAUGGAGAAAUAAAGCACGACAACCCGUGAAAAAACCACGCGUGAGACGAAAACCUGUGAAACAACAACCCGUGGAACAACAACCUGAAGAACAAACGGAAACGAAGAGAAUCCCUGAGUGCGUAGACUUGCUUUCUUUCAGAAUCAUCGCUUCUUCCAAAGAAACGUGCCUCGAAGACCUCCAGAAUAAGUUCGGACACCUGUAUGCAGAGGCUGAGUGCCAACCACGCACAUUUGUAAUAAAUGUAAGUGACGAUGUAAAAAACAUUUUCAAGUCUUCACGAACUGAAAGUAAGAAUUCUGCUUUCAUUUCCUAUCUCGUAUUCACUUACGAAGGUCCAUACGACGAUGGACUCGACUCCUAUAAAGUUGCUUUCAACUCGAAUGUUUGCAAAAACACAGAGCACAUGCAGAAAAACAUACCGUUCCUCACAUUUUCCAUUGAUGAUGUCAUCAAUCAAGUUCUUGAAAUUCUCUUGGGCAAGAAAAGUGAUAAUCUAUUGAAAUUUACGAAAAGAUCAUUCGAAAGUGACAAUACACAUGAUUUAUUUCGAUUCAUCUACGAAAAACUUCAGGUAAAAGUGGAAAGCUUCUACCCCAGCCAAGAGAUCAACAAACUUCGGUUUACAGAACUGGAGCAGAACAUAGACUUAUUUUCCAUGACCCUGAGUCAGCUAGGGUCCUCUGGGGAAGACUUCGACAUUUUCUGUCAAAUUUGUUACGAGAGUGUGACUCCAAGUCACGUGGACAGUCUCCCGGGUACGGCACUGACGAAAUGCGGUCAUGUCUUCUGCAACAACUGUUGGAAAACUCACAUUCGAACCAGACUGACAGACGGAGCGGUCAAAAUCUUGUGUCCCGGAUAUGACUGUGACGUCACUGUAGGUCCAGUGACUCUCCUUUCUCUCGUUCACGUGUCAGAAGUUGCUCAGCUGCUGCAGCGACAGAAAGAGGAUGAAGUGGAGACAUCAGAAGACUCUAAGUGGUGCCCCAACCCGAUAUGUGGCCGUGUUAUCAAGACGGAGGCCAAAGCCAUAACCCCUGAUAUGUCAUACGACGUGAGAUGUGCUUGUGGAUUCAGAGUCUGUUUUGCUUGCCUCGGUUCUGCCCACUGGCCUGCACAUUGUGAACAGGCUGACGAGUACACAGGCAGAUUGUACGAUAUAUCGCUACCGAAAGAAAUGGAAGACGACCCCACAGAAAUCACACCCUCUCCUGUUCAACCUAAGCCAAAGGAGAAGCCUGGUGCCAUGCGUAUUGAAGGAAGACUGUGCCCAAGAUGCCUGAGGUUCAUCGAAAAGAAAGGCGGUUGUCCACAUAUGUAUUGUAAAUGUGGGCAUCAAUUUUGCUGGACGUGUCUAGCUUCGGCUGAUAACCACAUUGUCUGCAAACCUGAUUUUGCAUACCUGUACAAAAUGACCAGGACAUUGCUAGUGAGGCAUGUGCCACGCCAGGCUAUGGUUCAACCCUUAGGAGUCGGAGCAACGCCAGAGGAACCAAGAAGGACCUGUGGUGGCAGGAGCCGAUUUUCCAUGUACCAGCGAGCGCUGCAGCAGAGACUUGAGGGAAAUCAUCAUCUUUCGACAAUGAAGAUCAAAGCCCUGGCCCAUGCGAUCGCUACUGCAGCCUCCAAAGACGAUGAAUUGAAGACAGAGUUUCUGGCUCUGCUCGAUGUGGACCAGAACAGUAGCACUGGUGACGAUGAAUCCGUCUUCUCCACCACCAAGCACGUGACAAGGUUCCUCCACUCUUGUCGAGCAAGCAGAAGCGCACUGCAUCAUGUGGCCGAGUUCACCUUCGUGUUGGUCCACGACGUUCCCCAAUCGGCGGACAGGCGCCGGGCUCUGGCCUUGGCCAACGACAUUUCUGGCUAUUCCAGCUUUAUUCGCUCCAUCCUGGAGGGCGGUGUGCCCCAGCAGCCUCUGACAGUGGUCAAACGAUUGCUGGACAUUCAGAUGUGGAUCAGACGAGCUGUGGGCGCCCUGCUGAAAACUGCCAACAAGCUCAAAGCCUCAUAACUUUUUUAGUGUAGGAGUUUGGAAGCAAAAAUACUAAUUGAAAUCCUCCCUUCUCAUCCACAUUAACACUCACACAUACGCACUCACUCGUAUUUUAGAAUAGAAAAAAACUUUAUGUUGACUAGGUUAUAUGCUUCC